This is a messenger RNA of Papaver somniferum (opium poppy), 3613 nucleotides long. RefSeq lists its product as uncharacterized. Lineage: Eukaryota; Viridiplantae; Streptophyta; Magnoliopsida; Ranunculales; Papaveraceae. The transcript has 12 exons. The record is from RefSeq and is a predicted model, not a curated record. Bases 124 to 3207 code for a protein of 1027 amino acids.
UAGUCGAAUAGUCGCUCAUUUUUGUCUGUCCUAAUUUUUCCUCGUAAAAUCUCUUCUUCCCCGAAACCCUCCACCCCGAAACCCUCCAAAAUCUCUCCUUCUUUGUUUCUCAAUCAGAGAGAUAUGGAAGCUCAAGGGUUUAUGAGACCUCCACUUCCUCUUCCUUCAUCCACACCACCUCCACCGCCUAACAUGACAGAUCCCCAACCACAACUACAACACCAUCAUCAACAGCAACCACCACCGCAAGGUAAUUGGUUCUCGGGGCAGUUCCAGUAUCACGCUUCUCAACCUCCUCCACAACCACCACCACCACCACAGCAUCAGCAGUGGGUUCCUCCCCCUUCUAAUUCUUACCCUCCUCUUCCCCCUCCACCGCAACCACUACAACAACCUAAUAACAAUAACAACGUUUAUCCUUAUCACCAUCCUUUACAUCCACAACAACAACCUCACCAUCACUACCUCCCACCUCCUCCUCCAUCUCAUCAUCAGCAUCCCUAUUCUCAUCCUCCUCCCCCAGCUUACUCUCAACAGACACGGGAGAAUCCAAAUCGAGUACACCAGCAGAGUUGGCAACAUCCAGAUGGAAGCAAUGUGGAAGAUUGGGCAGCACGGGCUAAAGAGUGGGCAGCAGCUAAGACACUGACAGUGGAUAAUCAACAUAUGCAACAUCAGUUUGCACCUAUCGGUAGACCGGAGGAGCAUAGUCAUGUUUAUCAUGACCAGCUUCACCAAACUGGUGAUGCUCGUUAUGCAGAUCCUCAGCAGCCACAACAUACUCUGUCGAGCCACCAACACUAUCCUGUCUCUUCCACAAAUUUUAACAGGCCACCGGUGAAUCAUUUGCAAGAGUCAACGUUCAACUCUGGUGUCUCUUCUUCAUAUGUUUCAGAUGGACAUUCGGCGUACAUAGCUAGAGAUGGAGCUCCGGGUGGAGAUCAGAAUCAUGUAUAUCCUCAAGGAAGUGCUUCGGGCAACUCAUCCAUGUAUCAGCAGGAGGUACCUUCUAGUUAUUCUUCUGUUCCAGCAGGUGCUGAGGGGGAUGGAGAGCGGAAUGAGCAGUUGCGCAGAUCAUCUAAUUUACAGAUGCAGGAGGGCCCACACUACAUGCAACAAAAUUUUGGUGCCGCUGGUAGAUCUGCUUCUCUGGAACAGCCUCAUUUCGCUUAUGGUGAUCUACCUGCUGAACCCGUUGCUACAUGCGACCGACCCUUAGAGUUUACACCAACUUUUAGUCGUGAGCAUGAUCCUCAUCCACAGCCAAGCUACGCUCAUCUUGAUCCCAUUCCUUCAGUCGUAUGCGGGGUAGUCUAUCCCCCAGUUCCAUCAGGGGUACAGUUUGAUCCUUCAUUUGGACCUACUGGUCCUGGGCAUACUGCAUCAAUGUUUGGCCAGAUUACUGGGUCAAACUUCCGUCCUGCUAUUUCAGGUGUCAGUACACAAUACGGUCUAGGUACAGGAAUUUCAGUUCAUCCUACAACUCCAUUUAUUGGAGAUGCAAAUGGUGGUUCUACUGUUUCGGACCGCCCGAAAAAGGCAUCAGUGCCAAAUUGGCUUAGAGAGGAAAUAAUUAAGAAGAAAGCUUCCAUGGUAGGUUCUUAUCAAGAUCAUCCCGAAGGAGAUUCAACCAAUCCCAUUGAAGAAGAGACUAUUAGCAAUUCAUUAAUAAACGGUGACCAGGCAGACAAUAAAAGCAUUAGCUCCUCUAGGCUGUCUGAUGAUGAGGACGACGAUGAGGAUGAUAUGAAAGCAGCAAAGACUGCGGCUCACAACCGGGAAAUUAAGCGCGUUCUUACUGAAAUUCUAUUGAAGGUCACUGAUGAAUUGUUUGAUGAAAUCGCCACAAAAGUUAUUGAUGAAGAAGAUGUUACAGUUGAAGCUAACCGCAGCAUUAACUUGCAAAAACAACUGUCCUCUCCUCCUUUCAAAACAACUAAGGCUUUAGCCAAGGUUCUUAUUCCAGUCAAAGGCAAGCAAACUGAGACAACUGAUGAUAGUGAAAAAUCUAGUUCUGGUGCUGCUGGAGAUAUAUUGGGUCUCGGAAGUUAUGUAUCUGAUGAGGAUGAUGAGGAUGAGGUAACCGUAAGUUCCAUUCAGCAAACUACUAAGCCAAUACAGCCGUGCAAGCUUUCAGAUAUAAGAUCUGAGGUGGUUGAGAAUGAUGGAUUGCGAGCAGAGCCGGAUGGACCCAGUGAAGAUCAAAUACACAAGGAGAGUGAGCACAAAAGAACCAGCUCAAGUAGGGCUCCAGUUCGAAGUGAAAGGGAUAACGCAGCUACUGAUAAGGACCAAGACAAGAUAUCAAACCAUGAGACUAGUAGCCUCCAAUCAACUCUUAACGGGUCCCCUGGAAUUCAGGAAGACAAGAGUAAUUUUGAUGGUGGAAAGAUGCCAGGUGCCAAGGUUGGUAUUGAGUCAAAAGUGGCCAUUGAGGAAAAUGACAGCGAAGAAUCUGAAUUGCCGCACGGGAUUGUAAGACAGACAACCAUGGAAGGAAGAUCAUCUAGAAGCAGCACAGGCCACAAAGAUGACAAGGAAAAGAAGAGGAAUUCUGGGGAUAAAUUUUCCAUUAGAAAGGCAGAAAAUGCUAAGACUAACGCGAACGUUAAACAUUCUAAUUCCAGGAGGCAGGAUCAGAGACAUGUUAGAAAGGAGAAGACAGAUGGAAGGGAUAGGGAUGUCUCGAAAGAAAGAGCGAGGGACCGAGGCACUAAAACUGGAGAGAAGGCAAAGGAAGAUUCAAGAAGAGAUUGCAAUAGUAAGGAUGAGACAAGAGAGACUGAGAAACUUAAGAAGACUAGUACGAAAGAAGAUAGUUACAGGAAAAGAGAACGGGACAAAGAUGAGAAGCAAGAUAAAGAUGAGAGGGAAGAUAGGUCAAGGCAUUCCAGACAUAGGUCAGGGAGGCACAAGAGGCCUCGAUCGUCGUCUAUUAGCGGUAGGGGUAGAGAUAGUAAAGACAACUCUGUCGGUAGUCAUGCAGAUGAAUCAAGCGACGAAGCUUCUGAGGAUUCAAGAAAAAGAAAGCCACGUUCAAAGAGACGCAGCACAUCACCAUCGCCUACUAGGUCCAGAAGAAGACAAGUUUCGCGUUCUCCUCGUAGCAAGCAUUCUCAUCGCAGGCAUUCUCCCCACUCUUCUCUCGAGAGCUCAAGGAAAAGAAGGUCGAGGUCCAAUUCACCUGUUCACCAUAGGCGAAAAUGAUGUGUACUGCUGUGGUGAAGGAGAGAUGACCAACUUUAAUGAAGUGCCAAAACUUACUCACCAUCUGCUGGAAUUCGGUGUUUGUUUGGCGCAACGGCUAUUUUCAAUGGAAAUUGAAGCAGACACAGGCAGGAAAUACCUCCAUUAUGCUGUAGCUUUUGAUGCUCUUGCUUUUAAGUUGUGUGGCACACCAGUUGGAAGAUCAAAAUCAAUGAGAAAAGAAAAAGAAUGGGAUGUAUGAACAGCUAAGUUGGGAAGAAUAGCGAUGUUAGCUUCUUGUUGCGACAAUGAUAUAAACACUCUUGUUGGUUCCUUAUAAAAAAUAAAUAAACAUUGUCGGUUCUAAAUGAGUUCUGUAGUACUAUCGUCAAAAUUCAAAAACCCAUUGGAUGGUUUAAAGUUUAAA